UGCUGAUAUCUCUGACACUGUUUGGAAAGGCUACAAGCUGGUCCCUGGUAUCAAAAAAAAUUGAAAAACCCUCAUUUAUGUAAUCACUCUGGCCUGUCCCCUUACUUCCAGCUCUCUAGAGAACAUCCCACAGUCUGUUGUCCCUUGUUCCUUUGUGUGCAUGCCCUCUGUAUGCUGAUACAAAUGUGGGUAAAUAGCAUCAAAGGUGUGAGGGGAGACACAUUUGUAAUGGCAGGAAAGCUGCUGCAUGAACACAAACUGAAUCCUGAAGAAGAGGUCUGUAUGCUUGAAAGCUUGUCUCUCUCACCAUCGGAAGUUGGUCCUCACCUACCUUGUCCCUUCUAUGUAACUUCUAAGUGAAAUAAGGUGACUCGUGCCUCUCUGAGUCCUAGUGCGGACUAGGAGGGAACAUUUUCAAAAAGUGUCUGUGACUUAGGCCCUCACUAUAUUCAGUGGGUAUUGGGCUCUUAAGCACCUACCAACCUCUGCACUUUAUAGGGCCAAGUGCACUAUAGUGCAAAUUGCAGCCUUAACUCCAGCCAUGUUUGUUUUAGUUUGAUUUUUUUCUUACUCCAGCAGAGAUGGCCUUUGAGCAUUGAAGGUAAAUGCAAAAGGAUUUACUUCAGAAUGCCAUACUUCUGCUGACCCUUAGCAUGUCACUACUAUACAACUAGCUAAUUUGGUAGCUUCAAAGGUUUUUAUAGUAAUGUGUGUAUUUCCACCUCACUGUUCUGCAUAAGUGUCCUCAUUGAUAUAUACUGGCCACUCUGCAUUACUGAUUACACUUUUCUCAUUUUUAAUUUAAUAUUCCACUCACCAAAAAUCCAAAGUGAAUUUGGUUGGGUGUACACAAUGAGUGGCAACAUAGCAAUUUUAAAAAUUCAUGGCUUAACCCCAUUAGAGGAAAGCUUCGGUUCCUAGUAUGUUUCCACACUUAUUAAUUGUGUUGAUGAAGUUCUUAGAUCUUGUUUUACAGAAUGUUUUCUUGUCUUUUUAUUCCUUCUCCUCCAGUUGAUGCUUUGGAUCCAGAUAAGUUAAUACAAUGUCCGUAUGAUCGCUAUCACCAAAUCCGAGCCUGUCGGUUUCCCUAUCAUCUUGUAAAGUGCAGGAAGAGCCACCCUGAUAUUGCAGAGCAGCUAGCCACAUGCCCCUUUAAUGCCCGCCAUCAGGUUCCCAGAGCUGAGAUCAGGCAUCACAUAUCAAGCUGUGAUGACAAAAGCUGCAUUGAGCAAGACAUUGUGAGUCAGUCGAAUAACUGCCACAGAGAGAUGACGAACACUGUCAGCAUGUGGCAGCCGUCCCCAUGUGACGAAGACUGGGAUAAAGAGCUACAGGAGCAAUCAAAUUCUGUGUUCGUUUGGGGCACGUUCAAUAGUGGCAUAAACAACAGCCCUGGGUCCAGCGUAGUGAUGGAACCAAAGAAUAACCUAAUGCCAGGCAUGAGAGCACCCAGGUCCUUGCCAUAUAGCCUAUUCUGGAAAAGCACGGCAGCCCAGGGAAUGACACUGCUGCAGUCGAGCCACCGCUCUGCUCCGGGGGGUGCACGGAGACGCCGGCCACCGCUGUAUCUGUGCUCUGAAGUCGGUCCAGCGGAGCAGGGAGGCGAGGAUGACGCUGGGCCCUCCCCCGCGGAGGGGGCUGAGGGAGUGGCAGGACCAGGAGGCAAAGGAGAGACUUUGGGUUAUUGCCCCCCUUCCCAUGCUUAACCCUCAACCCUCUCCCCUCUUUCUUCUUUCCCCUCUGUGAAUUAUCACUAAUUCAAAAUAGUAGUGUACAAGUUGACUGUAUAAUGGUAAUAGCAUAAUCUCUUGUAACAUUCUAAACAAUACUACCUGAUUUUUAUAUUAAACACUUACUAUACAUCAUACAAUAAAUCCGACAGAAAAAAAAAAUG
This is a messenger RNA of Chelonoidis abingdonii (Abingdon island giant tortoise), 1894 nucleotides long. Its product is annotated as gametocyte-specific factor 1-like. NCBI's taxonomy places the organism in Eukaryota, Metazoa, Chordata, Testudines, Testudinidae. The record is from RefSeq and is a predicted model, not a curated record.